Molecule: messenger RNA, 968 nt
Organism: Passer montanus (Eurasian tree sparrow)
Lineage: Eukaryota; Metazoa; Chordata; Aves; Passeriformes; Passeridae
Gene: C5AR1
Product: complement C5a receptor 1
Exons: 1
Biological process (GO): inflammatory response; complement receptor mediated signaling pathway; phospholipase C-activating G protein-coupled receptor signaling pathway
Cellular component (GO): plasma membrane
Molecular function (GO): G protein-coupled receptor activity; complement component C5a receptor activity
Source: RefSeq, a predicted model, not a curated record
AACCCACCUUGACCCACCACUGACCGCCCUUCCUCCCCCCCCGACGGCGGCCGAGCUCCGCCGCACGGUCAACGGCGUCUGGUUCUCCCACCUGGCCUUGGCCGACCUGCUGAGCUGCCUGGCGCUGCCCUUCCUGGCCGUGCCGCUGACCACCGACCACCACUGGCCGCUGGGCGCCGCGGCCUGCAAGGUGCUGCCCUCGCUGACCGUGCUGGCCAUGUUCUCCAGCGUGCUGCUGCUGACGGCCAUCAGCGCCGACCGCUGCGCGCUGGUCACGCGCCCCGUGUGGUGCCACAACCGCCGCACGCCCGCCUUGGCCGCGGCGGCCUGCGCCGGCGCCUGGGCGGCGGCCGCGCUGCUGACCGUGCCCUCCUUCGUCUUCCGCGCCGUGCGCCUCGACCCCUUCUCGGCCAAGGCCACCUGCGUGCUGUCCUACGGCGCCGUGCGCGCGCACCAGCGCGGCACCGAGCUGGCCGUCGCCGUCGUGCGCUUCCUCUGCGGCUUCCUGGGGCCCUUCGCGGUCAUCUCCGGCUGCUACGGGCGCCUCUUGAGCCGCGUGCGGGCGCGGGGGCUGGGCAGGUCGCAGAGGGCCACCAGGACGGUGCUGGUGGUCAUCGUCAGCUUCUUCGUCUGUUGGUUGCCCUACCACGUGGUGGGGCUGGUGCUGGCGGCCGGCACGCCGGGCUCGGCGGCGUUCCGCGGCGCCCAGGCUGCCGACCCCGCGGUGGCCGGGUUGGCCUACGUCAACGGCUGCGUCAAUCCCAUCAUCUACCUGGUGAUGGGGCGCGGCCUGGGCAAGGUGAGGCGCUCGUGGAGGGCGCUGCUCAAGGGGGUGCUCAGCGAUGACCCCACCAGCGUGGCCGGGGACAGCCGGGCGCGCAGCGUGGCCACCGCCGAGGAGGGCAGCGAGGGCACGGCGGUGUGAGGGGGGCGGUGGUGGUCAUGGUCAUUUGGUCAUGGUCAUGGUC